AUGGCACGCACGGAAACCACAGCAUCCAGAGAGCGCGUAACAGUGAUCCGCCGCUACCCCUGGCCGGAGAACCUACUCAACUGGUGGACCAUCGUCAUGCUCGCAACCGGCGGUCUCCUCACCGGCGUCUUUGGCGACUUCAUGUCUAUCCAGAACAGAAUGGGAUUGGGCACGCCUUGGUUGUUUCCUUACGCCGUCACCGUGGGCUCCCUCACAAUCUUCUGGAUCAUCAUCAUGAUUAUCCUCAUGGCGCAGAAGAAAUUGCAGCCGGCUUGGGUUAUGCUUGCGAGUUUCAUUCUUAUUGCGCUGUUCCUUGCUGGGCUUAUUGAAACGGCUAUUCAGUUGUUUGGAAAUGGCAAUGUGUCAACCUACUGCAACCGCUACGUAAACAACAACAACAUCCGCGGCGUCAGCAUCGACACCCUCGCCUGGCUGGAACAAAACUCCAUCUGUUCGCAAUGGGACGCCGCUUUCGCUUUCUGGAUUAUCGGAUUGGUCUUUUUGGUCUGGAUGAUGAUCAUGGCUUCUCAGGUGAAUAACAAGCGUGGAUUUUACGAUUGA
Molecule: messenger RNA, 561 nt
Organism: Aureobasidium pullulans EXF-150
Lineage: Eukaryota; Fungi; Ascomycota; Dothideomycetes; Dothideales; Saccotheciaceae
Exons: 2
Coding region: 1-561 (186 amino acids)
Source: RefSeq, a predicted model, not a curated record